AUGUUGCUACCGUCUUGGCAUCUAAUUGGAGCCCUGCUAGUGCUGACGGCAACAGCGGGGGACUCCACCAACAAGAUCAUCCUGCCGCAAAUACUCACCGACAGCAGCGGCAGCAGCAGCAGCAACGGAGGAGGCGCCUCCAGCACCAGCAGCAGCAGCACCAACACCAAACAUCUCACCGGCAGCAAAACGCCGUCUGCCGCACUUGCUCCCGGUGGCGGAUCGAAAACCACUACAGGCACCGCAGGCAAUGGCAACAUCAUCCUCGGCAGUAAUGGUAUAAUUGUGGCCGGCGGUAUGCCCAAUGCGCCAGCAUCGAAUUUAAAUACUGUUGUUGAAGAACCCGAAUUUACCGAAUACAUCGAAAAUGUAACUGUACCUGCUGGACGUAAUGUCAAACUGGGUUGCUCGGUUAAAAAUCUUGGCUCAUAUAAGGUCGCUUGGAUGCACUUUGAGCAAUCGGCGAUAUUGACCGUGCACAAUCACGUGAUCACGCGCAAUCCGCGCAUCAGUGUCACGCACGACAAGCACGACAGGCAUCGCACCUGGUACCUGCACAUCAACAACGUGCACGAGGAGGACAAGGGACGCUACAUGUGCCAGAUCAAUACGGUGACGGCCAAAACUCAAUUCGGCUAUUUGAAUGUUGUGGUGCCACCAAAUAUUGACGAUUCGCUGAGCUCGAGCGAUGUCAUCGUGCGCGAGGGCGCUAAUAUAUCGCUGCGUUGUCGGGCCAGCGGCAGUCCCAGACCCAUUAUCAAAUGGAAGCGUGAUGAUAACUCGCGCAUAGCCAUCAAUAAGAAUCACAUAGUGAAUGAGUGGGAGGGCGAUACGCUGGAGAUAACCCGCAUCUCUCGUCUGGACAUGGGCGCCUAUCUCUGCAUCGCAUCCAAUGGGGUGCCCCCGACGGUUUCCAAGCGCAUCAAAGUCAGCGUCGACUUUCCACCCAUGCUGCUAAUACCACAUCAAUUGGUUGGCGCACCCGAAGGUUUCAAUGUGACCAUCGAAUGUUUUACGGAGGCGCAUCCCACAUCCCUGAAUUACUGGACACGCGGCGAGGGACCAAUCAUACACGACUCGUUUAAGUACAAAGUCGAAUCGAGCGUCGGCGUGCCCGCGUACAAGACCCACAUGAAGCUGACAAUUAUCAAUGUGGGCAGCGGGGACGAUGGCAUCUACAAGUGCGUGGCCAAGAAUCCCAGGGGCGAGACGGAUGGCAUUAUACGAUUAUAUGUCUCAUAUCCGCCAACGACCGCCUCUUCGGGUCUCUACACUAGCGAAUCUCAUUGGGGCGAGGCUGGCAACAAUAAUUUUGGCUUUGGCAACUCCGAUGCGACGCGUUCCAAUUACGGACAUGAUAAGAAUACGCGCUAUCAGUCGAAUUUGAAUGAAAUCGGUUUAUCUGAACAAAAAUCCUUCCUAGAUAAAACACUGAACGCGGCAAACGGAAAUGGUAAUGCGCCCGGCGUCGGCGUCGACAACGGCGCCGACAGCGACGCCAUAGCGUGGCUGGUUUUGCUACCAACGUUGUUAACCAUGGUGCGCGGAGAAGUUUGUGCAAGACUUAGCUUAAGUGUGUGUUAGAGCUACAUAUCCGAAUUAUAUAUGAGGCUAAGGCGACUAGCAUAUAAACGAUAUAUAAAUAUAUAAAUAUAUAUAUAUAUACAUAUACAAUAUGUAAUACAAAAUACUCGUAUAGCCCCUAGUCGAGCAGACCCUAGUUAUGAUCCGGCCCCCCAAAAGAAAAAUUGCGCAGACUAAGCCAAACCGAGCUUGCGUCAACCUUAUCAUAUAUAGAUUAUAUAUAUAAAUACAUAAAUAUAUAUAUAUGUAAAGUUACAAUUAUAUGGACCUUCACAAGGGUAAAAACGAUUGCAAUUUAAUUUUGCUUUAAUGCUGUGCUUAAUAAACGAAAAAGAACAAAAAGUAAGAGAAAGAGAAAAUA
Molecule: messenger RNA, 1945 nt
Organism: Drosophila mojavensis
Lineage: Eukaryota; Metazoa; Arthropoda; Insecta; Diptera; Drosophilidae
Gene: DIP-zeta
Product: lachesin
Exons: 9
Coding region: 1-1584 (527 amino acids)
Cellular component (GO): neuron projection
Source: RefSeq, a predicted model, not a curated record